AUGUCCGGCGCAAGGCAUUGGGAGCAAGACAAAGAGGCCACCGUCUACAUCGGAAACCUCGAUGAACGGGUCACAGAUAGCCUGGUAUGGGAGCUGAUGCUGCAGGCCGGGCGCAUCGUUAACGUUCACCUACCGAAAGAUCGAGUCACACAGUCGCAUCAAGGCUACGGAUUCGUGGAAUUCAUCAGCGAGGAAGAUGCUGAAUACGCGUCGCGAAUCAUGAACGGAAUCCGCUUGUAUGGAAAGCCCAUCCGCGUCAACAAAGCAUCGGCCGACAAGCAAAAGUCGGUGGAGAUUGGAGCAGAGCUAUUCGUCGGCAAUCUUGAUCCCAUGGUUACGGAACAAGUUCUCUAUGAUACGUUCAGCCGCUUUGGAAACUUGGUCAAUAUUCCCAAGAUUGCGCGAGAUGAUAACAAUCUGUCAAAGGGCUAUGGAUUUGUGUCUUUCGCCGACUUCGAGUCUUCAGACGCGGCCAUAACCAACAUGAACGGCCAAUAUCUUAUGAACAAGCAGGUCUCCGUGCAAUACGCCUAUAAGAAGGACGGGAAAGGUGAACGCCACGGUGAUGAAGCAGAACGAAUGCUGGCAGCACAGGCUCGCAAACAUAACGUGCGCCCGCCGACCCAGCCGCUACCUCCUCAAUUCUCCAACCCAGGGACACCUAUGGUGCCUGCUGCGAUGGCCAAUGGUGACAGCUCUCGGCCAAUGAGUACUAAUCCACCGGACCUUAAUAUGGGCAGAGGCAUGGCUCCUCCGAAUGUACCGUUCCAAAACGUACCUCCUCCACAAGCAAGCCGACCGGUUCCACCUGCUUCUCUGGCGAACCCACCCCCCGGUUUACCAGCACGGCCGCCGCCUUCUCAGGCCGGAUAUGGGGGGCCGCAGUCUUUCCUCCCACCGGGAUUCAAUGGUGCUGGUCAGCAACCUCCCUUCCCUCAAGCAGCACCUCCGCCAGGCUUCGCUCCCCCAGGGUUCGGUUCACCGGCAGGAACUCCUGGUCCUCCACCUCCGUUGCCCCCGGGAUUCCAGCAACCUGGCUAUGGCCGCGGGCGCUGA
This is a messenger RNA of Aspergillus piperis CBS 112811, 1056 nucleotides long. RefSeq names its product U2 snRNP complex subunit HSH49. The record is from RefSeq and is a predicted model, not a curated record. Bases 1 to 1056 code for a protein of 351 amino acids. Lineage: Eukaryota; Fungi; Ascomycota; Eurotiomycetes; Eurotiales; Aspergillaceae. Gene Ontology annotation, cellular component: U12-type spliceosomal complex; nucleolus. Gene Ontology annotation, biological process: positive regulation of mRNA splicing, via spliceosome. Gene Ontology annotation, molecular function: RNA binding. The transcript has 3 exons.